UCCACCUCUAGCUAUUCGUUGUUGUUUUUUGUUGUGUUUAUCUACGAGUUUCUCCCAGCAUUUAAAGAAGAUAAAGCAUUAGUUAAAUAUACAUAGGGGUACUGCAUGGACCCAACGAAAAAGCCUCGACCACAUAAGCCACAACAUGUCUAUUUUCAAGGCGCGAGUCAAGGAAUUUGAGGAUGUUUUGGCGGCUCCACAGGAUGUGGUUGACUUGAAGCAACUACGGCAACUUGCAUUUAAUGGUGUGCCCGAUGUACAGAGUUUUCGAGCCCUCAGUUGGAAACUUCUAUUGGGUUAUUUGGGCCCCAAGCGCAGCAGUUGGACAUCGACUUUGGCUCAGAAGCGUGCCCUGUACAAGCAGUUCAUUGAGGAGCUAGUCCUGCCGCCUGGUCACUCGAUCAAUGGAGGUGGAGCAGACGAAGGUGACGGGGACAAAGUCAACUCGGUGGGCGUUGGCCUGCAAGAUCAUCCGCUAAGCGAGGGACCCGAAAGCCGAUGGAACACCUUCUUCAACGACAACGAGUUCCUGUUGCAGAUCGACAAGGAUGUGCGACGUCUGUGCCCGGACAUAUCCUUCUUCCAGCAACCCACGGAGUAUCCUUGUGAGAUUGUGGUCCACAGCAAGGGAGAACAUGGACGGAGGCUGCACGAACGAGUUGUUCCAACCGUGCUCAGCUCGGCGAAUGUUGAACGCAAGGGCCUGGGCAUGACCAAGAUAAACCUGAUCACUAAACGCUCUGUGGAGAACUAUGCCGCCAUGGAAGAGGGUCAGGAGGCCCACUGGGAGGUUGUGCAACGUAUUUUGUUCAUAUACGCCAAGCUCAAUCCCGGCCAGGGAUAUGUCCAGGGCAUGAACGAGAUCGUGGGACCCAUCUACUACGUAAUGGCCUCGGAUCCGGAUCUAUCAUAUCGUACCCACGCCGAGGCAGAUUGUUUCUUCUGUUUCACCGCACUGAUGAGCGAGAUCCGUGAUUUUUUCAUUAAAACUCUGGACGAUGCAGAAGGUGGCAUCAAGUUCAUGAUGGCCAGACUAUCGAAUAUGCUAAAAUCUAAGGACCUUAACAUAUACGAGCUGCUCAAGAGCCAGGAGCUGCAUCCACAGUACUACAGCUUUAGAUGGCUCACACUGCUCCUCUCGCAGGAGUUUCCACUGCCGGAUGUGCUGCGCAUUUGGGAUUCCGUGUUUGCGGAUGAGCAGCGCUUCGAUUUUCUCAUCAAAAUAUGCUGUUCCAUGAUAUUAAUCCAAAGAGAAGCCAUUUUGGAAAACGACUUUGCCUCGAAUGUGAAGCUGCUGCAAAACUAUCCACCCAUUGAUAUUAAUGUUGUGAUUACUCAUGCCGGGUCGUUGGCGUAGCAGACGUCCGAGAAAAUAUCCUAAUGCCCAAAUGCUUGCAAAGCACUAUAGUUAUCGAUGGCAAGAAAGAAUCAAGCAAUCAACUACAUUAUAGUUAGCCCCGAUCUUCGAAACGCACCUUUACAGGAAAUCUAAUAAAUAUACACGUAUCGUUACUUUUAUAUAUGACUUAUAAUUUGUAUGUCAUUAAUAAACGCAAUAAUUUUAA
Messenger RNA from Drosophila rhopaloa, 1565 nucleotides. Its product is annotated as TBC1 domain family member 13. The coding region runs from base 146 to 1357 and encodes 403 amino acids. The record is from RefSeq and is a predicted model, not a curated record. NCBI's taxonomy places the organism in Eukaryota, Metazoa, Arthropoda, Insecta, Diptera, Drosophilidae. Gene Ontology annotation, biological process: intracellular protein transport; activation of GTPase activity. The transcript is spliced from 5 exons. Gene Ontology annotation, molecular function: GTPase activator activity.